AUGGAAGUCCCGGGAUAUCCCGGUCUUAUCAAAACUAUUAAAGAAGGUGAAGAGAUUGAGAAUUUUUCCGAAGAAUCCGACAUUGAAGAAGAGUUUCAACCAUCAAAACAAAAAGUGAAAAGGAAGGCAGACUUUGACCCAAAAUUUCAGUUUGUUGCAUCAGUUGAAGAAUACAAUAAGAAUCCUUGGGACAACUUACAAAAGUAUGUGCGCAGAAAUGUUAAGCACACCUUGGAUGAGAAAAUCGCUAGAAGGAGAGCCCAAGUGAAGGUAGCUGGUAAUAGUGAAGAUGUGGACACUGACUCCGAGACAGAAGCUAAAGAUGGUGAUGUUGAUGAAUUGGAAAUAUCAGAUGAUGAACUGAAAAAAGAUGAUAUCAAGACGAAAGAAAAGAAACUCACUAAAAAGCAGAGAUUAAAACAGGAACUUGAAGAUGACGAACAAGGUGCCCGCGUGGAGUAUGACUCUGAUUUCUUCGAGGAACCCCCUCCAUAUGAUGAGCAAGCAUCAUUCUACAUGAUGAAUCUCUCCCGUCCCCUACUGAAAGCAAUUGGUUUGCUAAACUACGUCCACCCCACACCAAUACAAGCUGCUACUAUACCUGUUGCUUUAUUAGGCAAAGAUAUAUGUGCGUGCGCGGCAACGGGCACGGGUAAGACUGCGGCGUACAUGUUACCUAUUUUGGAGCGACUACUGUACAAAGCUGCAGGCGGAGACAGGGUUACUAGGGUAUUGGUACUGGUACCAACUAGGGAGCUGGGUGCUCAGGUCCACGCCGUGACAAGGCAACUAGCGCAGUUCACGUCAGUUACAGUUGGUCUAUCAGUCGGUGGUCUGGAUGUCAAAUAUCAGGAGAGUGUGUUGCGUCGCAAUCCGGACGUGGUGAUAGCUACUCCAGGGCGUCUGAUCGACCACAUCAGGAACACGCCAUCGUUCAGCCUGCACUCCAUCGAGGUGCUUGUGCUGGACGAAGCAGAUAGAAUGCUGGACGAAUACUUUGCGGAACAAAUGAAAGAAAUCAUCCGACAGUGUUCUGCCAAGCGUCAAACUAUGCUGUUCUCUGCUACCAUGAGCGAUGAAGUCAAGGAUCUUGCAGCUGUCUCUUUGAACAAACCGGUCAAACUUUUCGUCGACUCCAAUAAAGAUGUGGCUUUCAAUCUACGGCAAGAGUUCGUCAGGAUUCGUAAAGAACGUGAGUCAGAUCGCGAAGCGAUCCUCGCUGCGCUCGUAUGCCGUACGUUCAGAGACCGGGCUGUUAUAUUUGUUCAAACCAAGAAACAGGCGCACAGACUGCACGUUGCUUUGGGGCUGCUCGGCAUCAAAGUAGCGGAAUUACACGGGGCAUUAAACCAGCCUCAACGUUUGGACUCGCUCAAGAGAUUCAAAGAGGAGCAGGUCGACGUGCUGGUGGCUACGGACGUGGCAGCUCGUGGUCUCGACAUACCCGGCGUUAAGACCGUCCUCAACUUUACAUUGCCGGCCACGUUGGAACAUUAUAUUCACAGGGUGGGUAGAACGGCGCGAGCAGGGCGCGCUGGAGUGUCCGUGUCGCUGGCGGGCGAGGGCGAGCGCGCGCUCGUGAAGGCGAUCGUGCGCCGCGCCCGCCGCCCCGUCAAGUCGCGCGCCGUGCCGCCCGACAUCGUGGCCAAGUACCGCGCGCGCCUCGCCCGCCUCGAGCCCGAGAUAGCUGCUAUACUUGAUGAGGAGUAUGCAGAAAAACAACUGAACAAAAUGGAGAAGCAAACUGCUAAACUGGAGAGUAACAUCAAGAAAGAGAAUGGACCUCAGUUAGAAGUAAAGCGGCAACAUGACUGGUUCCAGACGCCUAAAGAAAAAAGAGAAGAAAAAGAGAGGCUUGCAUUAACUCGUCAUCCAGGAAAAGAAAAUCUCAAAGGCAAAGGGAAAAAGCGGAAGCGCGACGAUGAUUCCGACGAUGAAGACAGCAAGAAAAAAAAGAAAAAGCAAACUAAGCACACACCUAAGGACACAGCUGAGGAGAGAGUCAGAAGGGAGAUGGAGAAGGUCGCAUUGCUCCAGUCGAGGAUGGCCAAACGUAAGAAAAAGCAGCGUAGGAUAAGAGCAGUUGAGGACGACGAUGAUAGGCCACAGUUUAGAGGAAACUCUGCGGCGAAAAAUAAAAAGAAACAGAGCAAUUUCGCAACUGAUUUAACUGAUACAUCUAAAGCAGCCACAAAACGACUCCGGUAUGACGCAAAUCGUAUGCAAAAAGGAAAGGGAUUACCGCAGAAAAAGGGUAAGGGUCCUCUAAAAGGGAAAGGUCCAAAUAAAAGCAAGACAUUUGGAAAGCCGCAAGCACCAAAGCAAGGUGCCCGAAAGAAAAAUAAAAAAUAA
Messenger RNA from Parnassius mnemosyne (clouded apollo), 2352 nucleotides. NCBI's taxonomy places the organism in Eukaryota, Metazoa, Arthropoda, Insecta, Lepidoptera, Papilionidae. The record is from the annotation of a GenBank genome assembly.